Messenger RNA from Cloeon dipterum, 1935 nucleotides. RefSeq names its product DNA repair protein XRCC1 (gene XRCC1). Gene Ontology annotation, cellular component: nucleus. Gene Ontology annotation, biological process: base-excision repair; double-strand break repair via nonhomologous end joining; single strand break repair. Gene Ontology annotation, molecular function: damaged DNA binding. The record is from RefSeq and is a predicted model, not a curated record. The transcript has 13 exons. Bases 110 to 1891 code for a protein of 593 amino acids. NCBI's taxonomy places the organism in Eukaryota, Metazoa, Arthropoda, Insecta, Ephemeroptera, Baetidae.
UCGACUGCCGGCGUAGGCAUGGUGUUAUCUGUUUACAUUAUUUUGCUCCGCUUUUGCUUCAUUUUUUGACCUUAUUGAAAGUGAUCUUGUAUGAUUUGACGAUAUUAACAUGCCCGACGUUGUUCUACAGCACAUUGUGAGUUGCAGCAGUGAAGAUCCUGCAUUUCCUGUUAAAAAUCUUUUAAACUCAAGUCGGAAAUGGCGUACGAAAAAAGACGGAGACAGCAUUGCUACGGUUGUCAUUCAGCUUGAAAAAGAAACGAAAAUAAAUAAAAUCGACAUUGGAAACAAUGGUUCGGCGUUUGUUACUGUGCAUGUUGGCAGGUCGAGUGCUCCAGAAAAAGACUAUGAAGUCUUGCUGGUAAACUCCUCGUUUAUGACCCCAUCUGAGUCUCGCAGUGGCACUGACAUGACUCGUGUCCGAAUGUUUGACGGAGACAAACUCUGCCAGGACACAGUGAAGCAAAAUUGGGACAGAAUCAAGAUCGUUUGCCAACAGAAAUUCAACCCGCAUGCACAGUUUGGCUUGUCAUUUAUAAAACUUCAGGCUCCAGCGGACAGCAGCUCAUCCAAGGGCACAUCUUCCCUGGGCAGGUUUUUGAUCAAAGAUGAGGAAGAAGACAACAUUUUGCCAGGAAGCCUCUUUGCACGGCGGAAGGCCAGUACAGAUGGGCUAACAGCAUCACCAAAAACAGUGAAUGCAGCCAUCUCAGAUGCGUCUAGCUCCCCACAAGUAGUUCCAGAGAGGACAAAGGCGGCGGUCAUCUUUCCAAAGAAGAGAGACCACUCACAGGGCACAAAAUCACCAGAUGCGAAAAAAAGGAUGCUGAAUUCCCCAUCAACUUCAGCAACAACUGCAUCACCCUCAGACCGAGUUGGAAGAAUCAGAAAGAAGCUUGAGAAGGGAAGUGAUGAAGAAGAUGACAUGGAAGAAAUUGAAGUUUCUACACCUAAAGCUAAGGAGCAAAAGGGCCAUCUAAAGGAUAAGCCUCCUUCAGCACAAAAUAAAAAAUGUACUCCUAAAUUGGACAAGAAAACGGAAGUCAAAAAGCCUGAACCAAAAACAGGAAUAAAAAGAAUGCAGAAGAAACUGCCUUUCGACCAGCUUUUGAAAGGAGUGACAAUUGUGCUGAGUGGAUUCCAAAAUCCAGCCAGAGGGAUUCUGCGCGACAAUGCAUUGGACAUGGGCGCCAAGUACAAAGCAGAUUGGGACAAAACAUGCACCCACCUAAUAGGCGCAUUCUCCAACACGCCAAAAGUAAAGCAGGUCAAAGCCAUGGGCAAUGGAAAAAUAGUGACAAAGGAUUGGAUUGACCAGUGCUUCAGAAAGAGAACAAGGUUCCCUUGGCGCAGAUUUGCUCUGGAAAAGGCAGACCAAGAUGAAUCUGAGAGCGAAGAAGAAAUUUUGGUAGACACUGGAGACGCUCCUGGAACUUCCUCUGCUGGUCCGAGCAAUGUACCAGACGUUGUUGAACAGGACAGUAGUGAAGAUGAAGAGGCUCAAAUCCUUACAGUUAGUCCUGAUCCCAAAACAAAUGGGAAAAAAGUGAUUGACGUGUAUGAUGUGGAGACUGACAUAGACAGCGACAGCGCUGAGGUGGAAAAGUGGCCAACCCUUCCUGAAAUCUUCAGCGGUCUCCGUUUCACGUUGCAUGAGGAACUGGCUGAAGACGUGAAGAAGACCCUAAAACGCUACAUCAUUGCAGCCAAAGGGAAAAUCGAAGACCAACUAAAUGAUGAUGUCAAAUUUCUUGUCACCCAAUCAAAGGAAGGCCUCCGUGAGCUUCAAGAGUUCUACCCAGACAUACAUGCGGUGAAACCAUCCUGGAUCUGGGAAUGCUACAAUAACAAUAAGUUAACUUCUUUUGACAAAUAUCAAAUGGCGUGUUGAUUGCUUAAUAAAAAGCACUUUUGUACAGUUCUUUUAAAUCUUAA